Messenger RNA from Cladocopium goreaui, 1785 nucleotides. The record is from the annotation of a GenBank genome assembly. Lineage: Eukaryota; Dinophyceae; Suessiales; Symbiodiniaceae.
CUGGAACUGGUCCGGUUUUAGGUGGUUGCGCGGAUACAUGCGGGUACCACCUGCAAACGUCAGCCAUAGAGCUGGUGUGUCCAGUGUCAUGGCUCGUUUCGGGCACCGACCGAACCGCAGUCGAAGAUCCAAUGUGCGAAGGUGGCAGCAUGGCAAGAGAUGGUCCUGGACCAACCGAGCACCCGGAUGGAGCGAGGGGGAGCAGCCAGGCCCUCCGAUAGAGGUGUGGAAGGGUACCACAAACUGGGCCAAGGAGGCGCAAGAUUGUGGAUGGACAUUCGCACUCCCGGGGGAAUCUUGGCUGAAAGAUUUUCCUGGACUGCUAAAGCAUGAGGACGAGGCGCAAGAAAGUGGAUCGACAUCUACACUCCCAGAGGAACCUUGGCUGAAAGAUUUUCCUGGACUGCUAAAGCAUGAGGACGAGGAACCUUGGCUGAAAAAUUUUCCUGGACUGCUAAAGCAUGAGGACGAGGAACAGACGACCGCCACUGCCUGUGACCAUAGCUGGUGGAGGAAGGAGAAGCCGCUGUGCCAGGCGCAAGAAAGUGGGUCGACAUCCACGCUCCCAGAGGAACGACCUUGGCUGGAAGAUUUGCCACUAAAGUAUGAGGACGAGGCCCCAAACCAUUCUGACCGGACGGUAGAAGAACCAGUGAUUCCAGUGAAACUCGACUCGUGCCCAACGAUGCUCGCGCCUGCAGCCAAGGAGGCCCUGGAUUCUGCCCAGAUGGCAGCUGCACCUGUGCCACCAAAGGCAGCGAUUCCUGCGGGAUGGGCUUGGCAUUUCUUGCAGGAGGUUCAGGAGGCUUUGCGGACUGAAGGUGUUUCCAACUUCGAGAACUUCACACCAGAAGACACCGAACAGUUUCUGACAAGAUGGAAAGAUCGUCUCAAUUUGGGAGACAUCAGUCAGCUUCGCAAUGGAUGCAAUGGUGUAGACAGUGUACACAGUGUACACACUGCACCUUGGCAGUUGGUUCCUUGCCCUGAGAAACGAGGUGCAAAGAGGCAGCACAGCAGCGACCACCUACCGGAUGCAAAACGUGCAAGACCAAUGAUCGCCCAAGUGAUGGCUCAGCCACAGCAGCAAGAAGUUUGUUUCCGAGAGCAAGUUUGCUACCAGAUUCUGGAAGUUGACGAAGUGUUCUUUUCGCAAAGGAAGAUGUCUCGAAGGUUCAAGGACGGAAGAUACGUGGAAGAGUUGCUGGACGAUCUGUGGCAGGGCCGCGCUCAUCCGCUGGACGAAUUCCUGCAUUUGGAUGUUGUGGAGCGUCCAUACAGUGGAAAAUACCGACUCUUCAGCAACCACAACAGAAGAUUGUGGUGCCUGAAGCAGCACAAACUGAACUUGGGCGGUGAGGAGGUCUAUGUGCGCUGCAAGAUUGUGCCCAAAGAAACGCUGAGGCAGGUUCGAACAAACCAGCGCCAUUUCGAUACAAGAAAUGGAGGGCAAUCCAUUAAGCUUCGAGAUUAGGCCCAUCCAUCCAAAAAGGCACCCAAGUGCACUCAUUUGAUAUUGAAUUUUAAAGAUAUUUCUCAGCAUUCCGCAAUCGAAACCAAGCCCCCCAAGCCCCCCAAGCCCUGUGAGCCCUGUCAUACCACACAUGCGGAGUGCAGCUGGGAGCUUGGUGGGGAAUGCAAUGGAGCACUUUCCAUUGGGGAUCCGGAACAAAUCCUGCACCGUCCUCAUAUUUCGUUGCAUGCCACGGCGACCAUUUUGUCAGCCACUGGAGGAACAUGAUCCAUAGAAAAAUCCAGGAUUUUCCGAUUUCGGCUGGACUCGAG